Molecule: messenger RNA, 168 nt
Organism: Phaeodactylum tricornutum CCAP 1055/1
Lineage: Eukaryota; Bacillariophyta; Bacillariophyceae; Surirellales; Neidiaceae
Exons: 1
Biological process (GO): mitochondrial tRNA 3'-end processing
Cellular component (GO): mitochondrion
Molecular function (GO): 3'-tRNA processing endoribonuclease activity
Source: RefSeq, a predicted model, not a curated record
UUACACGAGGCGACCUUUUCGGAGAAGGAAAAGCAGAUGUGCAUCGCAAAGAAGCAUACAACCGUGGAUGAAGCAAUGAAAGUUCAAAGGGACGUCCGCGCGACACGCCUAUUGCUGACGCACUUUUCGCAGCGAUAUGAUAUGCCUCCGGACGUUGAUCAGGCGUCU